Molecule: messenger RNA, 885 nt
Organism: Morchella importuna
Lineage: Eukaryota; Fungi; Ascomycota; Pezizomycetes; Pezizales; Morchellaceae
Exons: 6
Coding region: 1-885 (294 amino acids)
Biological process (GO): fatty acid beta-oxidation
Cellular component (GO): peroxisomal matrix
Source: RefSeq, a predicted model, not a curated record
AUGGAGUCUAUAUAUCUCUCUGUCCGUGUCUCUAGGCGUCAUCUAUCAACCACCCCACACCUCACCACACCUCACCGUACAAUGUCAGACCCAAUCCUCCUCGAGGUCAAGAAAAAUGUCGCGCUCAUAACCCUCAACCAGCCCACGAAGCUCAACGCCCUCUCGGGCCCCCUCUACUACGAGCUCGCCCAGCUCAUGCGCAAAGUCGCUGACAUGCCCGACGUUACGGUGACGGUGCUGACGGGGACGGGGCGAUACUUUUCUGCCGGUGCCGAUGUCGCGGUGAAUGUGAUGGAUGGAACGCCGGAGGAGAGCGAGGACGAGCGGAAGUACUUUCUGCGACGCUUCGCGGCGAAUAACUUGGAGGUUGCAAAGGCCUUCUACGAGCACCCAAAGAUCCUCGUCGGCGCACUCAACGGCCCCGCCGUCGGUCUCUCUGCUGCCCUUCUGGGCGCUUGCGACUUCAUCUACGCCACAGAAAGCACCUUCAUCCUCACGCCCUUCACCUCCCUCGGCCUCGUCGCCGAAGGCAUCGCCUCAACCAUGUUCGUACGCCGCCUCGGCUUCGCCAAAGCCAGCGAGGCGCUCCUGCUGUCGAAGCGCAUCAGCGCGGCCGAGCUCGUGGCCUGCGGCUUCAUCAACAAGCUCUUCCCCGCCGAGGGCUUCCGCGAGCGCGUGCUCGAGUUUGUGGACGACGUGAUGGGCGCACACCUCAACCACGGCAGCAUGCUGGGCGUCAAGGCGCUCAUGCGGGAGCCGUGGAGGGACGAGAUUGAGAAGGCGGGCGUCAGGGAGGCGUUUGCGGGGCUGGAGAGGUUUGUGCAGGGCGCGCCGCAGAAGGAGUUUGCGAGGUUGGCGAGUGGGGAGAAGAGACAUAAGUUGUAG